AUGUUGUUUUCUGUCUUGGUUGCUGUCGUCUGUGCCGUCAGAGCUGUUCAUGCUCUAGGGCAAGAGUCUAUUAUUACCUAUAACCAUGAGCCAGGAAGCUUUAAACUAGCAGGAAAUGACACCUCGCCGGGGGUUAUCUUACUUGACAACAACGACUGGCCAGGGGUUCUGCGAGCUGCAGGAGAUCUUGCUGUGGAUUUUGGACGGGUCACCGGGUCGAACUUCACGAGGAAACUCUUCAAUAACACGGAUUCUGGAAAUCUCCCAGACAAUUCCAGCAAUAGAGGCGUUAUCAUUGCUGGCACAAUCGGGAGUUCUGUCCUCAUUGACUCUCUAAUUCGAACCGGGAAAAUAGACGUCAACGCUACGAAAGGGAAGUGGGAGGCAUUCCAGACAGAGAUAGUCCAGGAUCCUAUCGAAGGAAUUUCAAAUGCUCUCGUCAUCUCCGGAAGUGACAAGCGUGGUGUAAUAUAUGGACUCUACGAUAUAUCUGAGCAGAUAGGCGUCUCACCAUGGUAUUGGUUCGCUGAUGUCCCAGCGGCACGACACGCCGAGGUAUAUGCUUUGAACAAGCGAAAGAUACAAGGUCCCCCAUCAGUCAAGUAUCGGGGUAUCUUUAUCAACGAUGAGCAGCCAGCCUUGACUAAUUGGAUCAAUGCCAAUUACCGACCCGCGAAAUACGGCGCUGGUUACAAUGCUGAUUUCUACUCUCGAGUAUUCGAGCUCCUUCUCAGACUUCGAGCCAAUUACAUAUGGCCCGCAGAAUGGGCGAGCAUAUUCGAUCUUGAUGACCCGCGCAAUUCACCAACCGCAGAUGAGUACGGGAUUGUCAUGGGGACCAGCCAUACAGAGCCAAUGAUGCGAUGGACAAUGGAGCAAUCUCUCUUUGUGGGCGGAGAAUGGAAUUGGGACAUCAAUGAAAAGAACAUUACGGAAUUCUUUCGGGAGGGGGCUCAGAGGUCGAAACCAUAUGAAAGCCUAUAUACUUUAGGUAUGCGCGGAGUGGGAGAUACUGCCUCCCCGACAAUCACAGCGGAUUCAUUAAAAGAAAUCGUCUCCGCGCAGCAGCAGGUUCUCUCGGAGGUAUUCAAUACGACCAAUGUGUCCUCUAUCCCGCAGAUGUGGUGUCUUUAUAAGGAAGUAGCGCGAUACUUCCAGCAAGGCCUGCGUGUUCCGGAUGACGUUACCCUUUUGUGGGCUGAUGACAACUGGGGUAAUAUACAACGACUACCUGUCGAUAAUGAGUCAAGUCGAGAAGCUGGUGCUGGUGUAUACUACCAUUUUGACUACGUUGGAGACCCGCGCGAUUACAAAUGGAUCAACACCAUCUCUCUUCAAAGGACAUGGGAACAAAUGCACUUGGCAUAUGAACGUCAAGCCAGACAAAUCUGGAUAGUGAACAUUGGUGAUCUGAAGGGACUGGAAUUGCCUUUAAGUCACUUUUUCGAUUUAGCCUACGAUAUGCCUGUGUGGUCUUCCCCGGAUAGCACUGCAACGUGGCUAAAUAACUGGGCCUCUCGCGAGUUUGGAGUGGCUGCCUCCAAAGAUAUUGCGAAUGUUAUGAAUCGGUAUGGGAUGUACGCCGCGCGACGAAAAUAUGAGCUCUUGAAUCCGCAGACUUUCAGUUUGAUCAAUUACAACGAAGCGGAUGAAGUCUUGAGUGGCUGGGAAACGCUGGCUAAAGACGCUCAGAAGAUUUAUAACAGUUUGCAACCAGCAGUGCGUCCUGCAUUUUUCGAAUUAGUGUUGCACCCUUGUACGGCAGGGUAUAUCGUCACCAACAUCCAUAUAACGGCAGCGAAAAAUAACCUCUACGCAAGCCAAAGACGAAGUAGCUCAAAUAUCUUGGCAGAGCAAGCGCUGAGGCUUUUUGAGGAUGAUAAUGCUUUAACCCAGAGAUACCACAAGCUCUUGAAUGGUAAAUGGAAUCAUAUCAUGGAUCAGACCCACUUGGGAUAUAGUUACUGGCAGCAACCGAUGAGAAACACGCUCCCACCAAUUUCUUAUACACAGGUAAUAGAAGAAAGCCUUGCAGGGAGCAUGGGGGUGUCUGUUGAAGGGAGCAAUGCUUCUGUCCCGGGAGAUGACGAGUGGCAUACCCUAUCCAGCAACAUGCUCGUUCUUCCACCGAUUGAUCCAUAUGGGCCAAAGAGCCGCUGGAUAGACAUUUAUUCUCGUGGUACCAGUGACUUUACCUUUACGGUAACCCCAUACGACUCCUGGAUCUUGGCGUCUCCAUCAACUGGCAAGAUAUCAUCAUCUGGGAAUGCGACAGAUGCACGAGUCCAACUUUCGGUUGACUGGGAAAACGCCCCACUGGGAUCAAGUAUCUCUUUCGUCAAUGUGACAGUGUCAUCCAGGGACUAUGGCAAUUUCGAGAUGCCGUCUGUUGAGCUUCCUGUGAAUAAAACCUCAGCCCCUGAAUCCUUCCACGGCUUCGUCGAAUCCGACAGUACUGUCAGCAUUGAAGUCGAGCAUGCAUCAAGAAACACCUCAACGAGGAAUGCAUCAUACGCUGUGAUUCCAGGCUAUGGUCGUAGUCUUUCGGGUGUGACUCUCUUGCCAGUCCUGGCGGACACACAGCAGCCUCCCUCAUCUCCUCGACUUGAAUACGACAUGUACCUUUUCUCCAAUGUAUCAACGGCCAAUGUGACAGUCUACCUAGGUCCAUCUCUCAACACAGACCCCUCGCGCCCUUUGAAGUAUGCAAUUGGCUUUAAUAACGCGGCACAUGAAGUGGUGCAGUUUGUCCCCUCAACGCCCUUAGGGUCUUUGCCAUCCAACUGGGAAGAGACCGUCAGUAACUCUGUUUGGACUAAUACUACUCGCCAUGCAAUUUAUGGAGGUGGCAAGAGCAAUACUUUGAAACUUUGGGCUAUUGAGCCGGGUGUGGUCUUCCAAAAGAUUGUUAUCGAUCUGGGAGGAGUGAGGGAGAGCUAUCUGGGACCACCAGAGAGUACGAUCAUUUAA
Aspergillus wentii DTO 134E9 is the source of this 2970-nucleotide messenger RNA. RefSeq names its product glycoside hydrolase family 115 protein. The transcript has 3 exons. NCBI's taxonomy places the organism in Eukaryota, Fungi, Ascomycota, Eurotiomycetes, Eurotiales, Aspergillaceae. The coding region runs from base 1 to 2970 and encodes 989 amino acids. The record is from RefSeq and is a predicted model, not a curated record.